Molecule: messenger RNA, 1533 nt
Organism: Balaenoptera musculus (blue whale)
Lineage: Eukaryota; Metazoa; Chordata; Mammalia; Artiodactyla; Balaenopteridae
Product: dipeptidase 2-like
Biological process (GO): proteolysis
Molecular function (GO): metallodipeptidase activity
Source: RefSeq, a predicted model, not a curated record
AUGGUCAUGCAGGUUGGGGAGUCAAACCCGCCUCUGCCCACCUGCCUGGCCCUGCGCAGCUUGCGGCCCGGGGGCCUCGAAGGUCCCCGCGCACUCCGCCAGCGGCCUCUGCUGUGGCUGCUGCUCCUGCUGUGUCUGCUGCUGCGGCCGGUAACCCGUGUCCAGACCACGCCGGGCACCUCCAGCACCCCAAGUCCGCGGGAGCGCACGCGGGCCCUGAUGCGGGACUUCCCGCUUGUGGACGGGGGGCUGCAGUGUGUGCGGGCUGGUGGGGGCCGCCACAACGACAUGCCCCUGGUCCUGAGGCAGUUUUACCACAAUGGGCUACAGGAUGUUAAUCUGUGCAAUUUCAGCCAUGGCCAGACCAGCUUGGACAGGCUGAAAGACGGUCUCGUGGGUGCCCAGACCCACGAACGGGAUGCUGUGCGCCUCACCCUGGAGCAAAUUGACCUCAUUCGCCUCAUGUGUGCCUCCUAUUCUGAGCUGGAGCAUGUCACCUCAGUUAAAGCUACCCCUGCCUCUGAAAAUGAUCAUCUGACCUACCUGCCCCCAGCUCACAACAAUACCCGGAAGUUGGCUUGCCUCAUUUGUGUGGAGGGCGGCCACUCACUGGACAGUAGCCUCUCCAUCUUGCGUACCUUCUAUGCACUGGGUGUGCGCUACGUGACACUCACCCACACCUGCAACACGCCCUGGGCACAGAGCUCAGCAAAGGGUAUCCACCCCUUCUACAGCAAUGUCAGUCGGCUGACCGGCUUUGGCGAGAAGGUGGUGGCAGAAAUGAACCGCCUGGGCAUGAUGGUGGACUUGUCCCAUGUCGAUGCUGUGGCACGGCGAGCCCUAGAAGUGUCACAGGCGCCUGUCAUCUUCUCCCACUCAGCUGCCCGGGGUGUGUGCAAGAACACUCGGAAUGUUCCUGAUGAUAUCCUGCAGCUUCUGAAGAAGAACGGUGGCAUCGUGAUGGUGUCCUUGUCCGUGCGGGUGCUGCAGUGCAACCCGUUAGCCAACGUGCCUACUGUGGCAGAUCACUUCGACCACAUCAGGGCAGUCAUUGGAUGCAAGUUCAUCGGGAUUGGCGGAGAUUAUGACGGGGCUGGCCGGUUCCCACAGGGGCUGGAGGACGUGUCCAUAUACCCGGUACUGAUAGAGGAGUUGCUGAGGCGUGGCUGGAGUGAGGAAGAUCUCUGGGGUGUGCUUCGAGGAAACGUGCGGCGGGUCUUCAGACAGGUGGAACAGGUACGGGAGGAGAACGAGGGACAGAGUCCCUUGGAGGAUGAGUUCCCAGAUGAGCAGCUGGGCAGCUCUUGCCGCUCCGUCCUCCCACGUCUGCAUCAGAGAGAGGAUCUGGCUCCAGACCAGAAACUAACCAGAGCUGCGGUUCGUGGGAAUCCCAUUUUGUCACCUAAGUGGUCAUUCUCAAAAUCUUGCCCCCACAUGGGCCCAGGCCUCACAGUUAUUGCUGCCUUCCCAGUCCUCAUUGUUUGGCUCUGGUGAUCCAGUUAAUCCUGCCAGAUGUCACUUUGGCAGCCACAG